UUGGUGGCUAUUGUAAAUCGUUUACUCGGACGCUUUGACACUGAGUUGCAGACGCUAAUACGCCAUUGGCCCUAAAUUCUAAUAAGUAUAAUUCAGUAAUAAUCUUAACCUAUCCAACAUUCUGACCAAUAACCAUCAUCGUCUUUGGCGUUCGGUUUCCCGCCAUAGUUUACUGUUCACUUCACGUAGUUUUUAUUUGUAAGUCUUUUAGUGUUUACUUUUGUUGCGAGUCGCGAGUGUUAGUUUAUACCUUUAGUACUGUUUUUUUUCUCCGCUUACCGCCUACACCACGAGUCACUGAAAUCACGAGAACACUGUCCGUGGUAAGAAGUCUUGCAGUGACUCCGCGUGUGAACGCCCGACUAAAACUUCAAGCCGUUUGUACGUUCACGAGAGCCCCAAGCCGACCAUGGCAGCUGCCAUUGCGGGAGUGUUUCAACCCGAAAUGCAAAAUCUCAUUAAAGAAUCCAAGGUUUUGUUAGUGGGCGCGGGCGGCAUUGGCUGUGAGGUUCUCAAGAACCUCGUGUUGACGGGUUUUAGCGAACUGGAGAUCAUCGAUCUGGACACUAUCGAGGUGAGCAACUUAAACCGCCAGUUCCUGUUCAACAAGGAGUCUGUGGGCAAAGCCAAGUCACAUGUCGCAAAAACCAGCGUACUAAAAUUCAACCCCAAUGUAAAUAUCACGUCGCACUUAGGUGACAUUAUGGACACAAAAUAUGGUGUGGCGUUCUUCAAUAAAUUCAAAUUGGUCAUAAACGCUUUGGAUAACAAGAAGGCACGUAGUCAUGUGAAUCGUAUGUGCUUGUCAUGUGACAUCCCUCUCAUUGAAUCUGGUACAAUGGGUUACACUGGCCAAGUAGAGUUUAUUAAAAAAGGCAUAAGUUUGUGUUAUGAAUGUUAUCCAAAACCCGAACCCAAAUCGUAUCCAAUGUGCACAAUUAGAAACACGCCUAAAGAGCCUAUACACUGUAUCAUAUGGUCAAAGUUCUUAUUUGGACAACUAUUUGGAGAAUCAGAUGAAGACGUGUCCAUGGAUGAAGCUGUUUCUCAAGACGGCUCUGAAAAAAUGUCUGCACGUAAUUGGGCUAUAGAUAAUGAGUAUAAUCCAAAAAAAUUGCUUAAGAAAGUUUUUUAUGAUGACAUCCAAUACUUGCUAAGUAUGGAAGAUUUGUAUAAGGAUAAAGAAAUAAAACCAGUACUUUUGGAUGAAGCCCUCUUUAAUCAAGAACAGGUCGAUUACGACCACGUACCUGAUAGCGAAUUGUUAACCCUGGAACAAUGUAUAUCUAUGUUUUUGGAUUGCACAUCAUCAAUUAAACAAAAGUUAGAAACAUCCAAAAACAGAUGUUUAGUUUGGGAUAAAGAUGAUGAUGACUUAAUGAACUUUGUUGUAUCAAGUAGCAAUAUUCGUUCAGCAAUUUUUAACAUUCCAUUUAAAAGUCACUUUGAUAUUAAGUCAAUGGCAGGAAAUAUUAUUCCUGCAAUUGCUACAGCAAAUGCUAUGAUUGCAGGGCAGAUUGUAAUACAUGCUUUGAGAAUUUUAAGUGGAAAAUAUGAACGGUGUCAAACCGUAUUUUUAAGAAAAAUGCCUAACCACAAAGGUGGAAUUCUUGUUAAAGACAGAUAUCUCGAAAAACCAAAUCCAAAAUGCAUGGUUUGUUCUACUGAUGGAGAAAUUGUAUUAUCUACGGAUAUAUACAAUUUUACGGUGAAGCAAUUUGAAGAAUUGGUAUUGAAGAAAAAAUUAAAUAUGGUAGCACCUGAUGUUUUGGUGGAUGGUAGAAUGAUAAUCUCUAGCGAUGAGGAUGAUGAAGUCGAUUUAUAUGGGAAAACAUUAGCAGAAGUGGGUGUGGGUGAUGGAUCCAGAUUUAGUGUUGACGAUUAUUUCCAAAAUUAUAGUAUCAAAAUCAAGUUAUAUCAAAAAGAAAAAUCUGAGGAAGAAGAUCCAGAUUUUGAAAUUUUUGGCAAUUUAGAAGAACUGAACAAAGCGGAUGAUAUAAAGAACAAUGUAGCUCAACCUGAAGAAAAUGAUGAUUGUUUAAUUGAAAAGGAUGAAAAUAAUGUGGAUGGUGAUUUGGUUACCAUCAAAGAACAAGAAGACGAUACAGUAAUUAAGGAAGAUACAAUGGAUAGUGAUCCAGAAGUUGUAGAAAUGGAUCAAGAACUCAGUAAUGAAGAGAUAUUGGCAAUCAAAAGAAAAGCUGAUGAAGCAAUUGAAGAUAUUAACGGAGCUAAGAAAAGCCGUGUCGACUAAGAUACUAUUCAUAGUUACUAUUAACAGUCAAUUUAAACUUAAUAAUAUAUACAUUCACAAACACAAAUGUUGAUCAACCUAUUUUGAUGUUCCUUUUUAGUAAUACUGCUGUAAUUUUCAUGUUCUUAUUAUCAGACUACAUUAUUAUUAACUUCAUCAAAAUUUGUAUUUUCAUGAUUGUACCUACUAAUUAUUAUUUUUUUGAUAUCCGAUUUAUAAAGAGAAAAUGAAUUCAUAUUAUUAAAAUUAUUUUUUAUUUAUAUAUGCAUAGGUUUUAUAUUUUACAUGUAUGAAGUUUUACUUGUAUUUUCUGAGAUAAAAUUAAAAUUAACUCCCUGGCUAAA
Messenger RNA from Rhopalosiphum maidis (corn leaf aphid), 2598 nucleotides. RefSeq names its product SUMO-activating enzyme subunit 2 (gene Uba2). The record is from RefSeq and is a predicted model, not a curated record. The transcript has a single exon. Bases 410 to 2254 code for a protein of 614 amino acids. Gene Ontology annotation, biological process: protein sumoylation. Lineage: Eukaryota; Metazoa; Arthropoda; Insecta; Hemiptera; Aphididae. Gene Ontology annotation, molecular function: SUMO activating enzyme activity. Gene Ontology annotation, cellular component: cytoplasm; SUMO activating enzyme complex.